GAUGGGCUUAUAGAUUUAAUUACCCCCUGUACUAAAUAAUCAAAAAAAAUUUAGAGAUUAGAAAGAUGGUAGUAUAAAAAUUUUCAAAUUGCGGAAGGUCGUGCUAUUUAGGAGUUGUAUUUCUUUCACUUAAAAAUGAAUUCUACUUGUUGCUGUUGCUGGGAAAAAUAUGGCGAAAGAUCAAAAUCAUUGAAAAAAAUGAAUAAAAACUUAGAAGAACAAAUUCAAAUGUUUAUCUUUUCUGGAUAUUCGAUGAACAACGAUUGCUAUCCAUCAGUUGUUUGUCCUGGUUGCCGAAGAAAUCUUUACAGACUCAAAAAGGGAGACUCACCUCGUGGUGAAUGGGGAGCUAAGGUUACCAAGGUAGAGUGGAAAACCCUUUUGAAAAAUAGCCCUAGAACCAGUCUAACUCUUCCAGAUGAGAUAACUAAUUUUCCGACAACUAAGUCAAGUAUAUGUUCUUUUUGCUAUUCAUUGCCUGCACCUGGUUAUUCUCAUAACUGUACACCCACCAGUGCUGUGGCAAAUAUCAUUACACUGUCAUUUCUUCUAGGUUCUCUUCAAGCUGAACAGGUUGCUUCUGGAAUUAUAAAAAGUAAAAUGGCUCAGAAAGUUUGGUUGACGGAUCAACAUUUUGUUUAUCUACAGGAGGAAAUCCGCUAAAGGUCACAGUUGUUACACCAGAAAACAAAUCAAAAAGAACUUCUAUUAAGC
Molecule: messenger RNA, 714 nt
Organism: Hydra vulgaris (swiftwater hydra)
Lineage: Eukaryota; Metazoa; Cnidaria; Hydrozoa; Anthoathecata; Hydridae
Source: RefSeq, a predicted model, not a curated record